Molecule: messenger RNA, 1329 nt
Organism: Fusarium graminearum PH-1
Lineage: Eukaryota; Fungi; Ascomycota; Sordariomycetes; Hypocreales; Nectriaceae
Exons: 1
Coding region: 1-1329 (442 amino acids)
Cellular component (GO): intracellular anatomical structure
Molecular function (GO): NADPH dehydrogenase activity; NADP binding; FMN binding
Source: RefSeq, a predicted model, not a curated record
AUGACAGUUCAAUCACAGCAACAAUCCCAGGCUAUUCCCGUCCUUUCUUCCCAGAAUGGCACUGAACCCCAAGACGCAAACAAGGAGGUUGUUCAGAAUGUCGCUGCCAAAGGAGUGCAAUACUUCAACCCUGAGCAACUUCCUGCACCAGGUCUCGGUAUAAACGGUCCCAAUAAUACUCUACCAAAGGUCUUUACACCCAUCAAGAUUCGCGGCAUGACCAUGCCCAACCGUAUCUGGGUCAGCCCCAUGUGCCAAUACAGUGCCCGUGACGGCUUUCAGCAGCCUUGGCACUUUGCCCACUACGGCGGACUGGCCCAACGUGGCCCUGGCCUCAUCAUGCUAGAAGCUACCGCAGUUCAAGCACGUGGCCGUAUCACACCUGAAGAUUCUGGCAUCUGGCUAGACUCUCAUGUUGAGGGACUGCGAAAGCACGUCGAGUUUGCCCAUGCCAACAACUCUCUUAUCGGUAUCCAGAUUGGCCAUGCUGGUCGCAAGGCCUCCUGCGUUGCUCCUUGGUUAGACGCCGGACUUGCCGCUGAAAAGGCCGCUGGUGGAUGGCCCGAUGACGUUGUCGGACCUAGCAACGAGCCUUUUGCUCCUGGCUACCCUACCCCCCGUGCUAUUACUCUUGAAGAGAUUGAACAGUUGAAGGAGGACUUUGUUUCCGGUGUUCGUCGAGCGGUUGAAGCAGGAUUUGACACUAUCGACUUCCAUUUCGCUCACGGUUAUCUUGUUUCCAGCUUCCUGUCCCCUGCCACCAACAAGCGUACCGACAAGUACGGAGGUAGCUUCGAGAACAGAGUGCGCCUUGCUCUCGAGAUUGUCGAGGCUGCACGAGCUGUUAUGCCUGAGGACAUGCCCUUGUUCACUCGCAUCAGUGGAACUGACUGGCUGGAGAACAACCCUGAGUACGAGGGAGAGACCUGGACUCUUGAGCAGAGCAUCAAGCUUGCACACCAGUUAGCAGACCGUGGUGUCGAUGUUUUGGAUGUUUCCAGUGGUGGCAUCCACAAGAUGCAAAAGGUCGCUGCUGGUCCCGGUUACCAGGCACCUCUUGCCAAGGCGAUCAAGAAGUCAGUUGGAGACAAGAUGUUGAUCAGCACUGUUGGUAGCAUCAAGAUAGGUACCCUUGCGGAGGAGAUCAUCGCUGGAGGAGAGGACGAUACCCCCUUGGAUCUUGUGGCUUCAGGCCGUCUGUUCCAGAAGAACACUGGACUUGUUUGGUCAUGGGCUGACGAUCUGAACACUUCUAUCCAGAUCGCUCAUCAGAUCGCAUGGGGUUUCGGUGGCAGAGCUAAGAAGAACGCUCCCAAGCUUGUCUUAUGA